Nasonia vitripennis (jewel wasp) is the source of this 6792-nucleotide messenger RNA. RefSeq names its product cilia- and flagella-associated protein 61. NCBI's taxonomy places the organism in Eukaryota, Metazoa, Arthropoda, Insecta, Hymenoptera, Pteromalidae. The transcript is spliced from 24 exons. The record is from RefSeq and is a predicted model, not a curated record. Gene Ontology annotation, molecular function: oxidoreductase activity; DNA binding. Bases 2553 to 6128 code for a protein of 1191 amino acids.
GCCGUGACUUGAGUGCGAUGAGUGGGCGGGUGUUGUGGGGAUUGUUUUGUUUGACGAGUCGGUGAGAGGGUCAAGGUUAGGGUUAGACGGGUGAUUGGUUCGGUCUAAUUUGAUAGGGUGACAGGGUUGAGUUACUGCGUCUGACUAGUCUCGAGUGUAUCUACUUGAUAUUAAAAGCUAUUGCUUGAGCCUUUUAGAAGAAAUUACACCUAUUCUUGGGACAAACUGCAAAUGCAGUAAAUUUUAACAUUAUUAUUACCAUUGAAUUUAUUUUCUAUAAUAAUAAAAACCUUUAGCCAUAGAAGAAUCUUUAAUCAACAGUAAAUUAAUGAUAAAUACCAAAAAUUGAAAAUUAAAAAAACACAGAAUCCUCUACAGCUAAAUCCCACAAAAUCUCAAACACCACAGCUUCCGACACACGCCCUGAACAGCUCGGCAAUAAAAGCCCCAACAAAACCCAUACCGCGCGCAUCGAGAAUCGCUGGUUACAUUACAGCCGCCGUAACGUUUUUACAGCGCAGCCGACUCUCGGCAAUAUUAAAGUCUCGCGCUCGUUACAGACCUCUAUAUACCGCUGCCCAUUUUACUAUACAUCCAUACACACUCACACACACAAACGCUCUGUUCCCACGACUGGCGCCGUUCUAACUCUCAUCCAAGGCCGUUUCUUUCUUUCCGCGCCGCGAAAUCGGUGUGAAUGUAGUGUAUGCGGCGACUUUAAUGAGCAUCGCUUUUUUUUCGAGGCGGAAGAUGAUUUUAUUGUUGGUUACAGUUGCGCGAGAUUCGACUCUUUUUUUUCAGCGGAAAAUCGCCGCGGCACUACUGGACCGUGAGAACGCUCUAGGAUAACUGUAACCUAAUUUUAUGCAGAUUAUAUUGUUAUUAUUUUUUUUUAGUAUAGUUGUGUAAGUGUUAUUAUUUACGGUUUAGUGCUUCGGCAUAUCGUUGACUCGCUUUCGAUCGCGGAGAUACGAAGGAUUAUCGAGGGUGUGCCAGUUUAGCGCUUUAUUUAUAUUUUUGAACGAUAUUGCCGAUUAUCUUUGCGCUCUCGAAACGUCCGAUUAUGUAGGUAAGAUAUCGGGGACUGAUUGUGGGAGUCUUAGAUAAAGCGACCAAAACAAGGCGGUUAUUUAGCUUUAAUAUCGAUCGGCGUAGAUUCCGAUUGUAUAUAGUAGGUUUGAAAACUUGUGAAAAUUGUUGAACAUAUCGGAGAGUGCAUUGCAACACUACACUGCAGGCUCUUUUCUGAAAAUCGCGUUACAUAACGUGAAAGUAGAAAAAAUCCAGGCCUAAGUGACACUUGACUGCGGCUUUUAUAUUUCAUGAAUAGCCUUUGUGUUUGCCGAUCUUUCUUUUCUCUCUCUCUCUCAGUGGGCAUAUAAUUCGGAACGUAUACAUUGUUGUCUAAGCACGUGAUUACCAAUACUCGUUCUACAGACGCUAACACGCCCUAUUGUUAUCCGACUGAUUCGAUUAAGAGCUUAUACGUAUAAUUAUUUCCAAAAAGCUCGACACUUACUCGGUUAAAAUUACAUGCGAUGCAACUAUAAACGAGCUUAAACGAGCGCGAUAUCCUGGUAAGCUAUACAUACAUCGGACAAAUCGAACUUUUUCGGAGCAACAACUUUCCCGCGCGUGCGCGCUCUUGGCGGCAUGAGCGAUAGCGUCCUUGAUCGUCGGCCAAGAGAAAAGCUCGCGCGCGCGAGAGCGAAAAUUUCCGCCUUACGUCUGCGUCUCUCUCUCUCUCUCUCUCUCUCUCUCUCUCUCUCUAAUGCAAUGCGGGUGUGACGGGCGAUUAAGUCAGCCCUAAUAUGCAAACACACGUGCGCAUGUAUCUGCCAGAGGGAAAAGGUCGAUUGGACGACGGUGGGAUUGAUGGAACUUAGUUUUGUAGAUUCGUUUAAGAAGAGCAAUCGAUGGGGAAACGGAUUAUUUUAGAAAUAAAACUGUCGUGCGAUGUUAUUAUGUUUGGCAGUAUCUUGGAACACGAGGAUUGAGCAACGAUUUUGGCUGCAAAAUCAUGGUGAACCCAAGAUUAAUGUCGAAUCGAGGUGAUAAUUAAAACGACUUAAUUGCAUCACACAUCGGCGCCAAGUAAUGUCACACUCCGAGUUCGCGAAAAAAAAGUCGACGAAUACAACCUUCGAAAGCUGCUCUUCUAAUCAUAACUCAAAUCCUCCACACACUCGGCACAGCCGCAAGACGAUGAAAGAAUAAGCGAAUUUAUUUGUUUUGCUUAGCUCGCGCUCGAUCUAUAUUCGGAGUUAACACGUUUUUUGACCCUGUUCCGGCAAACCGGCUGCGUUGCGUCACUUGCGAACAUAUGCCGUCUAAUCUAUUUACGGCUUAUUCGACUCGCUCGCGGGUAACCUUAUGGACAAUAAUCCUCUUUGAAAAUAAAAACAAAGUUAGAGGGGGGGGGGGGAAGCCCUUCUAGACAAACGCCCGUGACACGUGUUCUUUUUUUUCUUCACCUAUUCUCUCCUUCAUCUUCUUUGAACAAAGAGUGUGUAUGCUAUAACCUCCGCGCCGAGAUCGACCUCAGCACGGAGAUGGACAGUGGCGAAACGAAAAUAAUGUGCAGGCGCGCCGAGCACUCGGACAUUCCUAAAAUCGCGAGGAUGAUUCGCUGCAGGACUUUGGAGCUGUUCGACGACGUCACGCAUCCCGGAGUGAUUUUUGAAAAGGCCUGCUUGGCAGUCGUUCGGGAGAACGAAGCGCUAGAGAUCGUCUCGGCGAUGUUUCUUUGUAAUUACCCGAACGUUCCGGUACUUUUACAAGCGGACUGGCCGACAUGGAUGAAUAGGCUUUACGGCUUGGAAAACGCGACAGCGGCGAACACGCUUUUCGUCCAUUUCCUCGUCUGGGACGAUCGUUACGAGCGGGACUUUCUGGGCGAACUGUUGACGGCGACUUUCUACGAGGCGGCUUUCUGCGAUUACGUCGUUCUCGUACUGCCCGCCGGAAUCGAACCUGCGAACGCGAUUCGCGAAGAAAUGACGAAGGUCUCUCCAAAAAACGAACCCCAAGAAGUCAAAGCUCAAGUGCUCUACGUUAGCCACCAGAGCAAGCGCAUCCCGCGGUUGAAAUAUCGUCUCGCGGUCGAGGAGGACAACGACGACGUUAUUCAAAUGCUCGACGCCGAGUCGACACGACUGCGGGAACUGUACGGCGAGUUUUACAUCAGCGAGAUGGUGCGUCAGCCGCUGGAAUCGCGACGCAUUAUCGUCUCGGAAAGGGAGAACUCGUCGAUCUCCGCGAUCCUCUGCCUAAAUAGGAACGUCGAUCUCGAUCUGUUGAAUGACAAGUUUGAUCUCGAGCCGUUUGCCCAGCUCAGGAAAAUACGAUCUAGAUGCAGCGAUAUUUUUAGCUUCGAUGAGUACGGAGGAGAGUAUGCGGUGGAUGCGGCAAGUGAUUCAUUGAGCAUCAGCUGCGAGUCUAGAGGAAGGAGUGACGAGGAUCUUGGCGUCGAAGCGUCGGAUUCGAAAAGUGAGGAGAACGAACUUUGCGAAGACGAGGAUAACGAAGAGUACGAAGCAGACGCUUUCGCGUUGGAGCUUCACGGCACGCAACAGCCCGUCGACGAGCUCAGGUGUCAGGGUCUUUUAAGCGCCGGAUUCGAGUGUUUUCCGGACCUAGAUUACUGCGUCUUACUCGUACCGACGGAUACACCGCAUUUCCCGAUGCUCGAUUAUUUCGUGCGCGUCCCAUCGAAGCCCACCCGAGACUUUCCAAUGGCUCUGUAUGUAACCCAUCGUUCCGUGUUGCAAGCGGAUCUUCGAGCGCGAGAAGCUCUGUCUACCGACCGCGGAGCCAUUGCUGAUCUCGUCGAAGGGAUGUCCAACGUCGUUCGCGAUUUCGACGAGGCGUUGAUGUCCGAAAGGAAAGAGCGUCGAUGCUUCGUUUUCACUUGCGAUGAGGUCGUCGUCGGUCUGGCUAUUGUAUGCGUCGAGGAGGAAGUCGAUAGGCUGCGCCUGUGCUAUCGCGUGGAGGAUCUCUCGCCGCGGCUGGAAAACGCGAACCUCGACUGUUGCAGUGGUCGGUUGCUGCGGUUCGAGCUCAUGCCGAUCUUCAACUCGCGCCUCGACUUUUUUCUCGCCGAGAUCAUGAGACUCGCUGGAUUUCAGGCGCUGUAUCGGAGGCAGUGUUCGAGAGAUGAUUGCAGGGCCGUGUUACCAUCGUGUUUAAGCGUGAUGCAACCGACAGAGCCGAGGAUUCGCAAAUUCCCUCACUUUCAACGUUUCCACGAGAAAGAAAACGUCGACUUUCUAUUCGAUGAGCUAUUCUCGCUCUUCGUGAUAACUCCCAGAUUGACGAUGAUCAGGAGAGAAAUCGUAAAUACGAAGAUUGUGGUCGUAGGCGCCUCCGAUUGUGGACUGGCUUUUAUCGGCGCUCUUACCUCGGGGUACAAGUACAGGGAUCUGCAAUUCUCCGAUAUCACGUUGAUAUCCAGCAACGGUCUCCCGUACGACCACUCGAACGACUAUUCCGUCAGGAUAAUGACACCGUUCAGAGGCCGAUACUGUCAUGCCUAUCGAAAGCUCACUUCUGGAAACUUCACCGUCAUCAAAGGCACAGUUGUCGCGAUCGACAGGGAGAAAAAACGUGUGCAGAUCGAGAACUCGGUGUCCGUGACUUACGACUAUCUCGUUCUCACUUGCGGUUCGCUGUUUCAAAGGCCCGAAUUGGACGAAAGCUCCAGCCUGGAAACUCCGGCGAAUUGCUUUUUGAUUAACGAUGACGCGAACGCUCGUAACUGCCUGAUGGAAAUUAGGAGGAUGACCGUCGAUUUUACUGUUAAACAAUCAAUUGUCUUCUAUGGAUGCAAUAUCGAGUGCUACUGCGCAUUAGCUGCUUUCCUCGAGCUGGGCCUUGAAGGAUCGUGGAUCACGUUAAUUGAGCCGAAGCUUCUCGCUCGUGACGAUGUCUUCCGAGACGAUUUAGAAAUAAAGGAAUCGUUAAGGGAGACACUAGCAUCGAACGGUGUCAGGGUCGUGUCCGACUGCGACGUGGUCGACUGGACGACGAUCGAGGGGUCGGGAGUCGUGAUCAAAAGCCUGCGCCUUGGGAGAAACGAGGAGAUCAUCGACUGCGACGCUCUCCUUAGCUUCCAGAACAAGCGGCCGUGUUACGAGACCUUUCUAGCGAUAUCUCGUGCGGGUCUAGUCUUCGACGGUCGCCUCGUCAUCGACGCGGAAUUCAGGACGAACGACCGGUGGGUCUUUGCCGCCGGAACGAUGACCAAGUACUCGAGAAAACUCCGGAUUUCCAAGCUAUCGCCCCACGCGCAGUACAAUAGAAUCGAAGUCGGAGAGAAGCUAGCCGAAAACCUCGUGAGCACAAUCGCGUCCGAUAACAAGAAGGACGAAGGCCUUAGAUUAGGCCUACCUGGACACACCUUCCGCGAGCCCGUUGUCGUGUCGUGUCUUCUUCCCGGUGGAUAUCGGUAUCUGUACGUCCGGAAGCCUGGCGUUUUGAAUACGAUAGAGGACCUCGAUAAAGAGGUAGACGCGCGAGAUGACGUGUUUACGUCGGGAUCUCGCACAGCUGAUACUGGAUACUUUCGACUUCGUUUAAACCAGUUUCGUACGGUCGAGUGCGUAACUUGCUUCGGGAAAACGGAUUUCGAUAUUCAGAAUAUGAUUUCGCUCUACGGGAGACACGAGGCGAUGCUUAACGAUUUGAAAAGACGCUUUUUGAAUUCCGAGAUCGGCGACUUUUUCGCGUACUUUAACGAGCCCUGGGCUGCCGCGUUAUUCUCCGACGAUUUCGACGAGUUUCGAAGGAGACCGAGAUGCUUUUGCCCCGACGGCACAACCGACUGUAAACAAAUCCUGCGAAAUUACCUAACUCAGGCUCUAACUCAGGCUAAUUACGAGGAAAAUAGCCUCGUCGUUCUCACGCAGAUCUCGGAGUCGGAUCGGGCGGCGCUGAUGAGCCAGUGUCUGGAAAAAUCCUGUUAUCUCCAGGAAAUAGAGGACGGCCUGAUCGAGUUUCUCGAACGUCACGAGGAUGAAUUGCCGAUGUACAAGACGAGUCGGAAAGAGCGUCGGAUCCUCCGUGAAAUCGAAGAUACACCUCUGGUUUAUCGCGAUAACGCCGAAUGCAUUUGCCAGUCAUCCGCGUAAAAGGGGAACGACGACGACGACUGUAUCGUCGGGCGUAUGGCUUUAGAAAGCGUUUUUCGGAGGAGAGAAUAAAAAUACACGUCGUUGGGGAAUCCUCGGCGUAGAAAGCUUGGAAAAUUCGUGUAUCGGCGUUGAUUGAUCACUUUUGCGCCUGAAAAGGGAAAAGCAAGCUUAUCCAACAUUUUUACCAUCAAGAGGACAAAGCGAAUACACUUUCCCUCGCUUUUUUUUCCCAUCGAGCAUCAACGACGACAACAACCCCAUUAAAAACGAAAUCCAGCUGAUUACAUACCCUAAAACAAUUUUCCCGCAUCCCAGAGUAAGAGAGAGCAAACAAAGCCUCGUAAAAUCCGGGAUGACAAUGGACCCCUGGCAAGAGAAAUCGAGGCUGCUCCCGAUCUCGGUUCGCGCGAGUUCCGUUUAUUAGCAUGAUUCGCGCGCGCGCGCGCGCGCGAGAGCGAUUCGAUCUUGUAGGUCAAGUUUACGAGGCUUUUGCAGCAGCAGCUCGAGAGAAGUGGGAGUGGGCUCUCCUGACAGCGUUAGCUAUACGAGCAGAUGUGCCGCAUCGUUGCAGCAGUCCACGUGCGCGUGUUGAGAUCUUCGCUUCGAGAGUCUUGUGUGUGUGUCUUACAUUGUAGGCGAAAGAGAGAACUGCGCUUUUUUA